Penaeus vannamei (Pacific white shrimp) is the source of this 693-nucleotide messenger RNA. The record is from RefSeq and is a predicted model, not a curated record. Lineage: Eukaryota; Metazoa; Arthropoda; Malacostraca; Decapoda; Penaeidae.
AUGGAUUGUGUGGAUAAGAUAGGCCUGGAUAAGCGUGCACGGGAUUACACGGGCUCCAAAGAAGUUAUGCUCUCGCCGGCGGUAAAGCAGGGAGGGCUUGAGUACGUCAACCAGCCCUCCGAGGCCAAGAAGCGCGAAGACUCUAAAAAGGUGUCGCAGGUACACCAAGCCAAGUCAAGCUGUAAAGCCAAUUCAAGCCAAGUCAAGGUAAAGUCAAGCUCAAGCCAGUUAAAGCCAAGUGGUAAAUCAAGUCAGUUCAAGCCAAGUCAGGGUAAAGUCAAGCCAAGCCAAGUCAAUUCAUUUCAAGCCAAGUCAAGUCAAUGUAAAGUCAAGUCAUUUCAAGCCAAGUCAAGUCAAGGUAAAGUCAAGUCAAGCCCAAGUCAAAGUCAAGUUAAGGUAAAGUCAAGCCAAGUCAAGCCAUGUCAAGUCAAGGUAAAGUCAAUUCAAGCCAAGUCAAGUCAAGAUAAAGUCAAGUCAAGCCAAGUCAAGCCAAGUCAAUCAAUUCAAGCAAGUCAAGUCAAGGUAAAGUCAAUCAAGCCAAGUCAAGUCAAGGUCAAGUCAAGUCAAGUCAAAGUCAAGUCAAGCAAAGUCAAGGUAAAGUCGUCAAGCCCAGUCAAGUCAAACCAAGUCAAGUCAAGUCUCCCCAACAACAACAAUGACAGCGGCAGUAGCAACGAGGCUAGACAUUCCUGA